GACCAGUAACAGACCAGGUACAGACCAGGUACAGACAAGGAACAGCUCCCAGUCUGAGUCCAGGAUGGCCGGUUCCCUCCUGCAGUCGGUGGAGAUCUCUGCUUCUCAGUUUCUGGAUAUUUUUAAUCACUAUGACAACGAUGGGAACGGCUUCAUCGAAGGCAAAGAGCUGCAGAGUUUCAUCAGAGAGCUGAGAGAGGCUCGUCAGCAGGCGGGGCUAGAUCUCACUGAUGAGAUGAGACAGUUGGUCUGUGAAUAUGAGACGAACUCAGAGCGAAGGAUCGGACUGAUCGAGCUGGUCCAGGUUUUACCCACCGAGGAGAACUUCCUGUUGUUCUUCAGACAGCAGCUCAGCUCCUGUUCUCACUUCAUCCAGGUGUGGAGACGUUAUGAUGUCGAUCAUAGUGGAUUCAUUGAGGCAGAUGAGCUGAAGGACUUCCUGAAGGAGCUGCUGCUGAAGGCUCAGAGAAUAUGUGACGACAAGAAGCUGGACGAGUACACAGCAGCCACGUUGAAGAUUUUUGAUUCAAACGCUGAUGGAAAACUCUGCUUAUCAGAAAUGUCCAGGUUGCUUCCUGAUGAUCAGAACUUCCUGCUCAGGUUUGAGGGAGUGAAAAUGUCCAAACCUCAGUUCAACAGGAUCUUUGACAUCUAUGAUCAGGUGACCUUUGACCUUUGUCACCUGUUCUUACCUGUGUAUCAGGAUGGCAGCGGCUUCAUGGACGAAUCACAGCUCGACUCUCUGCUCAGAGAUCUGAGUGAGAACAACAACAAGGUGCUGGACUCUAAAGACGUCCGCCUCUAUCACUCGUCUAUCAUGGAGUUAUCAGAUGGAGGGAAACUGUAUCGCAGUGACCUCAGUCUGCUGCUCUGCCACGAGGACUGACUCUGGAGGGACACAACUACUUCACCUGGCCCCGCCCACUGUAAACACACCUGACAUCAUGUCUGACAGGCCAGUUGUCCAAUCACAGCCUGCUGAUGAUUUACAGAUUGAACUAAAAGAGUUUUAUUGAACUCAUAAUAAACAGUGAUGUGAACCUG
This is a messenger RNA of Lates calcarifer (barramundi perch), 1044 nucleotides long. RefSeq names its product calbindin 1 (gene calb1). The record is from RefSeq and is a predicted model, not a curated record. The coding region runs from base 65 to 886 and encodes 273 amino acids. Gene Ontology annotation, cellular component: dendrite; synapse; terminal bouton. Gene Ontology annotation, biological process: regulation of long-term synaptic potentiation; regulation of presynaptic cytosolic calcium ion concentration. Gene Ontology annotation, molecular function: calcium ion binding. Lineage: Eukaryota; Metazoa; Chordata; Actinopteri; Centropomidae. The transcript is spliced from 11 exons.